CUUUUUUUUUUUUUUAAUGCUACCUCAUUCUGUUGCCCGCAUCUUCCCUCCCCAAAUCAAAAAACGGCGAAGGAGCCUUCGAUACCCGGCUAGUAGUCCUUUAUUUGUCAAUUUAAAGUGAUGUAGAAUGGCAUCGAGUUUUGGGAAGAUAGUCGUUGGUACUUACGUGGAAAUAAAGCGGAGUGAUGGACGUAUUCAUCAGGCAAUGGUGACGUCUUUAAAUGAGGACAACGAGAGUGUCACUGUGGAGUGGAUAGAAAAUGGGGACACAAAGGGGAAAGAGAUUGACUUGGAAAGUAUAUUUGCACUUAAUCCAGAUGUGGCUCCCGAAGAAGAGAUUGCCCCUAGCCCAGAGACUCCACCCCCUCCUAUAUCCACAUGUGUGAAGGUCAACAAAAUAGCAAAGAACCGACGGACAAUAGCUCCUGUUAAAAAUGAAACUCCAUCCAAAGACAAUAGAGCUAUUCCAACCCGGGCCAGACCUCCACAGCCUCAGCAGCCGGAGCCCGCUCCCCCUCCUCCGCCCCCGCAGCCUGCCCCACCCACUCAGAUCCAGACACAGCAGCAACUACAAAAUGCAAGGAGGAAGUCCAACUGUGUGAAGGAGGURGAGAAACUGCAGGAGAAAAGAGAGAGACGCCGGCUUCAGCAGCAGGAGCUCAGAGAGAAGAGAGCUCAGGAGGUGGAUACUACCAUCCCUAAUUAUGAGAUCAUGUACAUGAUCAGAGACUUUCGAGCCAGUCUAGACUACCGGCCACUGACCACAGCAGACAUGAUCGAAGAGCACAGAAUAUGUGUUUGUGUAAGAAAACGUCCCCUCAAUAAGAAAGAGGUGACGAUGAAGGAUCUGGACGUGAUCACCAUUCCCAGUAAAGAUGUAGUGAUGGUUCAUGAACCGAAACAAAAAGUGGACCUCACCCGCUUUCUGGAGAACCAGACCUUUCGAUUUGACUACGCCUUCGAUGAAAGCACCACCAAUGAGAUGGUGUACAGGUUCACAGCCAGACCUCUAGUGGAGACCAUUUUUGAGCGAGGCAUGGCCACCUGCUUUGCCUACGGGCAAACAGGCAGCGGUAAAACACAUACAAUGGGUGGAGAUUUCUCUGGGAAGAACCAAGACUGCUCUAAAGGAAUAUAUGCAUUAGCAGCUCGGGAUGUAUUUCUCAUGCUGAAGAAGCCCAACAACAAGAAGUUAGAACUACAAGUGUAUGCGACCUUUUUCGAAAUCUACAGCGGAAAGGUGUUCGACCUGCUGAAUCGUAAAGCUAAGCUGAGGGUGCUGGAGGACGGGAAGCAGCAGGUGCAGGUUGUGGGCCUGCAGGAGAAAGAAGUCAAAUGCACAGAGGAUGUCCUGAAGCUGAUCGAAGUGGGAAACAGCUGCAGAACAUCAGGGCAGACGUCAGCCAACGCUCACUCCUCCCGCAGCCACGCCGUCUUCCAGAUCAUUCUUCGAAGGAAGGGGAAAAUGCACGGGAAGUUCUCUCUCAUCGACCUCGCGGGGAACGAGAGGGGGGCCGACACGUCCAGCGCCGACCGGCAGACUCGUUUAGAGGGAGCGGAAAUAAACAAAAGCCUGCUGGCCCUCAAGGAAUGUAUCCGAGCUCUUGGUCGUAACAAACCUCACACUCCGUUCAGGGCCAGUAAGCUCACCCAGGUCCUCAGAGACUCUUUYAUCGGGGAGAACUCGCGCACAUGCAUGAUUGCAACAAUUUCUCCUGGCAUGACGUCCUGUGAGAACACACUCAACACACUACGCUACGCCAACAGGGUGAAGGAGUUUGGGAUCAGUCCGUCAGACAUCCCCUUCUCCCAGGGCGGUCAGGGAAGUCGCCCUGAGCACUCGCCCGCCAAUACCUUUGAGUUUGUUGACUUUGCUGCGACCUCUCCCAGCAGGGUGAAGGAGCUAACAGUGGACCCCAACCAGGUGAUGGAGGGAGGCCGACCCAACAUCCACGGCAUCAACCAGCUGGAUAUUUUGGAYGAGGAGUGGCUGAGUAUCUCACCGCAGAGAGACGACCUCAAACUGCUCUGUGAGCAAAACGAAGAAGAGGUGUCUCCCCAGCUCUUCACCUUUCACGAAGUYGUGUCUCAGCUGGUGGAGAUGGAGGAGCAGGUCCUGGAGGACCACCGAGCCGUUUUCCAGGAAUCCAUCCGGUGGCUGGAGGAUGAAAAGGUGCUGCUGGAGAUGACGGAGGAGGUGGACUACGACGUGGAGUCGUACGCCACGCAGCUCGAGCAGAUCCUAGACCAAAAAAUAGAAAUCCUCUCCGAGCUCCGAGAUAAAGUGAAGUCGUUCCGCUCUGCACUUCAGGAGGAGGAGCAAGCCAGUAAGCAGAUCAAUCCCAAGAGGCCACGUGCGCUUUAAAGACCGCAGGCAGAAGAGUUUUAAGUGGCACAGAGAAAAACUUUCCCACUAGACGUUUGGCACAGCCUCAGCUGUGACUGGCAGCUCUGAAGGACUGUAACACAACAGGCUCAMUGAGUGACUUCAGUUAUGACGUCUCCUAACAGAACCGACUCAACUCUGAUCCUACUAGAAAAAUCGGGAAAUACGUUUUUUUUUUUGUUCAUUUUUCUUUAUCUCGUUGAGAUAUAGUUUUCUUCAGUGUUCUUAAUUUUUUUAUACUUCUUUAUACUUGGCAGAAUUCUUUUGGUCUGCUUUAAAAUAAAACCUUAAUGUUUCAAAGUUUACUACACUAAACCAGCGUUCUGGUUCCUGGCUGACGUGUCUGCAUGUGCACUGAUAGCUCACACACCACUGCUUAGGAGUCCUCAUUUGGCAUCGUGACAUCAUAUUUCAUGUAAGUAAAUCUACUUUUUCCCCUCCCGAGUUACCACUUUGGAAGAAAUCUUUUAAUUGCAUUAUUGCUCUUUGUGUUUCCUUCCUUGUGUUUCUGAGAGCUCUUGUAGUUUUGCUUCAGUCKGUGCCACGUCACCUCCUGUGGCAGCUGACAGAAAACUUCAUGUCCCACCCAUUUAACUUUGUUAYACUGCAGAAACUAGAAAGAACUGUUAAUAAAUGUAUAGUGAAAACUGUUGAAAUAUCACUGGUUAUGUUUCUCUAAGUGUUUGCACCAGACGUGAUGCUGGAUGAAUUAAAUGUUKKUKUUUUUUGACUGACUUCUCUGACAUUUUGUCCAAAUAAAURAAUGGAGCUGCUUUCAUCAGAUUAAAAUCAACCUAAUGAGC
Molecule: messenger RNA, 3189 nt
Organism: Austrofundulus limnaeus
Lineage: Eukaryota; Metazoa; Chordata; Actinopteri; Cyprinodontiformes; Rivulidae
Gene: kif2a
Product: kinesin family member 2a
Exons: 21
Coding region: 128-2365 (745 amino acids)
Biological process (GO): microtubule depolymerization; microtubule-based movement
Cellular component (GO): microtubule
Molecular function (GO): microtubule binding; ATP binding; microtubule motor activity
Source: RefSeq, a predicted model, not a curated record